This is a messenger RNA of Ceratitis capitata (Mediterranean fruit fly), 3084 nucleotides long. RefSeq names its product transcription factor grauzone-like. Gene Ontology annotation, cellular component: nucleus. Gene Ontology annotation, biological process: regulation of transcription by RNA polymerase II. The record is from RefSeq and is a predicted model, not a curated record. Lineage: Eukaryota; Metazoa; Arthropoda; Insecta; Diptera; Tephritidae. Bases 351 to 2057 code for a protein of 568 amino acids. Gene Ontology annotation, molecular function: zinc ion binding; DNA-binding transcription factor activity, RNA polymerase II-specific; RNA polymerase II cis-regulatory region sequence-specific DNA binding. The transcript is spliced from 4 exons.
AUGACAAUGAUUAAAAUUGUGAUUCUGUUCUCAUUAAUUUAACAAAAAAUUGUAUUCGCUUAGUUUUUAUUUAUAAUUUAUUUAUAAAAGUCUAUACCGGCCGGUAAAACCUGAAUCGGUUUUACAGCAAAAAUGUAUACCGCUAGUAAUUUCCAUUUAAUGUACCACGGCAAAAGGAAGGAGCGUUUUUGGCUGAUUGAACUAAAAAAAGAUAGAUCGUAUCAGUUGAGUCGGUAGGUUUUUGGCUGACAAUCAUAAAACAGGUCAUAUCAGCUGUGUGCGUACGUUUUCGGCUGGUUGAACUAAGAUAACAAUUUCAGAACAAUUUAUACGCAGAUAAUGUUUACAAAAUGCUUUACGAGCAAUGUUGUGUUUUAUGCUUGGAAAAUAUUACGCCAAUAGAAAGCAGAAUAAAUCUUAACAUGGAGGAUGCGAUCUCUAUAGAAGCACAUAAAAGAAUUGAUAAACAUUUCAAGGAAGAGCUACUCAUCAUGUCGAGUUUAUCAACUAAAUUUGUUUGCAAUAAAUGUUGGGAGUUGCUGGAUUCAUUCCAUGAAUUCUACAUUCGUGUGCAAAACGCACAUUUGGAAGCGCGCUAUAAGCUUGAAGCACUGCAAGAAUCUACAAUAGCAGUUACAGAAAUUAAGGUGGAAACGAAUGAUGUAGAUGAAUUGGCCACAACGUCAAAUGAACGCAAGGAAUGUGAAGAAAAUAAUGGAAGUGUAGAGCUAUACACGAGUAAGGAAGAGAUAAUUGUGGGAGAAUUUCAUAUUAAAAGUGAAGCGAUAUGUGACGAAUCAAACCAUUCAAAUUGCGUUCCCUUGAACUCGUUAGUUGAGGAUGAUAGUAGCAAUUCAAUGAGCGAAGCCUUUCGUAGUUCUGUUUCCACCAAUAAUGUCGACAAAGCUGAACACAAUUCAUUAGAAAAGAAGAAAAGUAAAUUUAAAAAAAGAAGAAUGAAUACCACUAAUGUGCACAGUGAACGCAAUAAGACGUCGCACUAUGAUGAUUUCAUUGCGAAAAAUUUCAAAUUAACUUGUUUUCUGUGUGAAAAAUCUCUAAUCGAUUUUAAAGAAUUAAAAGUUCACUAUCGCGAACAGCAUCAAACAAAUGGAUAUGCCAAGUGCUGCGGCAAGAAAUUAUAUAAUCGUGGUAUUCUCGUGGACCACAUACAUGUACAUAAUAAUCCAGAUUACUUCAAAUGCCAACAUUGCGAUAAGGUUCUCUGUGAUCGAAGUAGUCUCGAAUCGCAUUUGCAACACUUUCAUGAUUCCAACGAACGCAUUGUAUAUAAAUGCGAUAUUUGUUCUAAAGGGUUCUUUCGACGCAAAGUACUUACAAGACAUUAUCUAAUACAUGCUCCGGAGGAGCAGAAAACUGUUAAGUGCACUCAGUGUGAGAAAACAUUCUGCAAUCAAUAUUCCAUGAAACAACAUUUAAAUUUAACUCAUCUAAAUUUAUAUGCAAAGAUUUGUGAUAUUUGCGGUAAAUCUUUGAAAAAUAAAGAAGCAUUACAACGACAUCAAGAGGAACACGCUGGCGUUCAAAGAUCCUCAGUACAAUGUCAAUUAUGCAAUGUUGAGCUCAAAACGCAAUACGGCCUGACAAGACAUAUGAAAACGAUGCACACCAAGGAGUAUCAAACUCCACAAGUAUGUCCAGUUUGCUCCAAAGUAUCACCCACACUACGGGCGCAUAAAAGCCACAUGGAAUAUAUGCAUAGCGGAAAGAAACAUAUUUGCAAUAUUUGUGAUAAGUCCUUCAAACUGCCUAAUUGCUUAAGGGAGCAUAUGCCAACACACACUGGAGAAGUUUUGUACACUUGUACAUUUUGUCCACAAACAUUUAAUUCAAAAUCAAAUAUGUACGCACAUCGUAAACGAAAACAUCCGAAAGAAUGGACGCAGAAAUGCUCAAAGAAAAAUCAGGUGGAUACCAUGGUAAAAUAUGCAGAUGAAAUAGAGCAUGUAUCCAUAAACACGACUUUGAAAAACCAAACAGAAAAAAGUCCAGCGAAUUUUUUAAAUACCAGACAAGACAUUGCCGAUACGACAUAAAACAGAUAUAGAAAACUUCCGGCCAGAGAUAUUCGUAUAAUACAAUAUCCACACCCAAAACAAAAUCCCAUCAGCGCGCGAUUUUUUUUAAUUACUUUUAAACUUUGUCGAGAUGUUCUGAGAGACUUCUUGUAUGAAAUAUUUUGUAUGAUUGGUAUGAUGCCUUUAGUGAUUUUGUAUAGACACAAUUUAUUAUGAUCUCAAGGUUGGGUUGAAUAGGUUGUUGGACAUCGGCUCACUUGAGUCAGCACCGACCUAGCCAACACCAAGCAUAUUAAAUAGGUACCACCCUCCUGUCCCGUUGGUUUCUAUCCGAAAUAAUGACAUUGGAAUCUUUCAUAGAGUCAAUGAAGGUUAUACAGUACUCGAUCCAUUUUUGUAGACGAUAUUAGCAUGACCUGCAGGUUAGGCGGUAAAGAAUUUACCUGUGGUAACGCAUGUCUGACUACUAAAGAUGACUAAAAUCCAAAAGUUCCCGCGAUAGUCGGAUGUUUAUACCCGAAAUACAAAUAACUGUUGCAAGUGUUUCCUUGUGGUGUGGAUUAAUGCCUAAAUUGGCGUAUGUAGCGCGCUUUUUUAUCCGCCUUAGUCCGUCCUGUUUAAUAUUAUAUAAGGAAUUGGCAUAUGCAAUGACUCUGCAUCUUCCCUAUUCCUUCACGCCGCUGAAUAAUUGGAUAACUGUUAAGACCCACCGAAGAGACGAAAGAUCUCCAUCUUUUGAGAUUGGUUUACUGAAGUGCCCUAAAAGGUACCAACUGUCCACCUGAAUUUGUUUUUUUUUUUUCAAGAUCUCUUAAAGAUGUUUCUCCUCUAUCGAGUUCAAUGGAACAUCAGGAAAUGUGUGGUUAAGAGAAAUUCGUGGACUCACUCUGCAGAUACCGUACAUGCUCUACCAGGACUUGCAAGCAGCCCGACGCAGAACGUUCUCAUUAAAAAAAAUCUUUGAGUGUUUGCAAUUAUGAUGAUAUUCAAAUGAAUGUAUGAGACGACAUUUAAGAAUUUAAAACUUAAAUUUAUACAAGUAAAU